CUCAUACAAUAAUAUUUAUUCUUCACAUCACACCUCAAAUUUUAAACGCAGUAAUUCUGUCCAUUUCUUUUGGCUUUCUCUCCAUAAGUUAGGGCUGCUCACUACCUGUUACUUAAUUUAUCUGAAUAUUUUUAAAUGAUAUCAUCACAACCACCGUUUGAUGGCUCUCAAAGUAAAAUACAGCGCAAUAAGUAUAUCUUUCCGCUGACAGUUCUAUGUAUAAAUUAUGCGCUUUUAGUCUUAACUCAAUCUAACUAUAGCUAUGUAUAUUACUCGUACCGUUUUAAGUUGAGUUGCCAGAUUAUUGCUAACAGCUUUAUAGAAGGUCCGCCAAUUUAUUCACAUUUAUUUUUGCCAACAUUUACUUAUUAGACUUUUCUCUCUCGUUACAAAAUUUUCUUACUUCUUGAGGCGUACCGGCCAAAAUUCUUAUCUUGUCACAAUAUGUCCUGUUCAAUUACCCAUAAUUACUUGAUGUUGUUUAGUUAACGCGCCUCUCAUUAAACUGCUACUAUAUGAGAAUAAAUGUUUGUACUGUCAUACCACAGACAUCUUUAAUCCGUAAUUUGUAUACCCUUUGGUGUUUUCUAUUUUGGAGUUUUAUCAUUCCACAAUUCUGAAACUCUACUAAGAUAAUAGUCGUUUUGUUAACCUAUUAUGAUAAUGAUAAUUUAUUCUCGAACAACAGUAAUUUGUCCGAGGUAUGCCAGAUUACAACCAAAAUCAAAAUGUCGCACAUGACACAAUAUUUUUUUACUACAACGAGUUCCUCACUUGUGUCAAUGUGUUGAAAAAUAUGUCCAUAAAACGAACAAUUAAGUACGUUUCAAUGCAUUAGAAAGUGGUUAUUAAUAGCAAAACCAUAGUGAACAAUAUGAGAGUUGGCGAGUUGUACGUUAUACCAUGUUAAUCAUAUAUUUACUGCGUAAGUGAUCAGUCAGUCGAAAUAGAUUAUCAUAUGAAAGAAUGAGCUGCAGCAAAAUAUAUGAGAAUUGAGGCAGGUGUCAUUUUUGUAGGUACUAUCAAGGCUUUACGUAAGGUCUCUUGCCAAUAAUUUAGAAUACAACCAGAAAGUCUUAAAAUCCGUUAAAUUGCUACAAAUUAGAUCAUUUAAUUUCUCGGUGUAGGGGAAAGCGGAUGAGGGUGGGGGUUGAUUUUUAGAAAUCAAAAUCUUUGACGAGUCGAGUUUAACAAACGGAUGCACCAUACCUACUUAUGUACUCCAGUCACUCCUCGUGGAGCAGCAUAGGCCACCCAUCAGCAUUCUCCACCCAACUUCAACUGAGCAAACAUUUCCCAGUCUUCUCCUCAGUUGGGACCUGCUUUGUUCUCUCCCAAAGUAGGCUGUUGUUAAUCAUAUCCGACCAACGGAUAUUGAGUAUCUUGCGUAAACAGCUGUCUAUAAAUACUUGUACUUUUUGAUUAUGAUUAUGGUAGUUCUCCAAGUUUCAGUUCCGUACAAUAGAACUGUCUUGGCGUCCGUAUUGCAGAUUGUGACUUUGAUAUUGGUUGACAGUUGUUUUGUGUCCCAUAUAUUGUACAACUAUACGAAAGCUGUCCUUUCUUUAGCAUUCCUUGCCUUUAAGUCUGCAUCAGAUCCUCCUUGCUCAUCGAUGAUGCUUCUCAGGUACGUGAAUGUUUUCACCUCUUCCAGAGUUUCUCCAUCAAGUCUAAUUCGAUGGGUUUUCGCCGUGUUGUAUUUGGAGAUCUUACUUUUUACCUUGUGUAUGUUGAGGACUACUGAUGCAGUGGCUACUGCUACACUGGUUCUCUUGGUAUGCAUUCGCUCGUGUGUGUGUGGGAUAGAAGAGCUAGGUCAUCUGAAAAGACCAUAUCGUCUAGUUGCAUGCAAGCUGUCCAUUGUAUUCCGUGCUUCACUUCAGAUGUAGAGGUCUUCAUAAUCCAGUCAACCACCAGAAGAAAGAGAAAGGGGGAGAGUAAGCAGCCUUGACUGACUCCGAUCCUCACUUGGAAUGCAUCUGUCAGCUGUCCUUCAAGCACGAUUUUUCAGUGUAACCCAUCGUAUGAAUUCCGACUGAUGGUAACGAUUUUCUCUGGUACACCAGAAUGUCGAAGAAUGUUCUAUAAGGUUCUCCUAUCCACACUUUCAAAAGCCUCCUCAUAGUCAAGGGAGUUGAUGUGUAUUGAUGAGUUCCACUCAAUCGAUUGUUCAACGAUGAUCCGUAGUGUUACGAUUUGUUCUGUGAACAAUCGGUCCCUAAGGAAUCCAGUCUGUUGAUCUCGAAGUUGGGUACCUACAGAAUCUUUGAUCCAGUUCAACAACAUUCUGUAGAAAUUUUUCCUGGUUCUGAUAGCAGUGUGAUUCUUCUGCUCAGUUCUCUUUUCUUUGGUAUUUUGAGGUCUCCUUCUUUUCACUUUAUCAGUGUCACUUGUUUCUUCGUGAAUAGAGCGUGGAGCAUGUUUACGGUUUGUGGAAUGACAUCUAUGGGGAGGUCCUUGGGUGCUGCCUCGUUAUCCGGUGGAGCUGAUCUAUUCAACAGUUACUCAAAGUACUCUACACAUUUUCCCAUCUGUUCUUGAAUCUCAGUGAUUGUCUUGCCUUCUUUGUUCUUGACUGGCUUCCCUGGCUUACUAGAUUUCCUCACCAGUUUCAUCGUCGUGUCAUAUAGCUGCCUCAUAUUUCCUUCUCUUUCAGCUUUUUCCGCUGUCGUUGCUAGCUCUUCCACGUGUUUCUGCUUGUCAGCACUAAUGCUCUUCUUCACUUGAUUGCUUGCUUCUGUGUAUUCAGCCUUUACUUUAAUUUUUAUCUUCUUACUCGGCAGUCGUUAAUUGCCGUCUUCUUGUUCUUACUUUUGAAUUUUUUACUAAUGCAAAUACGAUCGAUCUGGUUCUGUGUACUGUGAUCCGGUGAGACCCAUAUAACUUAGUGAAUGCGUUUGUGUUGUAAAAUGAGGCCGCCUAUAACGAUUGUAAAUCACCAGCGUAGAUGAUCUAUAUCGAAUGAAUGGAGGCCUAAUCGAGUUAGACGGGAAUGGUGUGACGAACCAGCUAACGUCGAAGUCACAUCUCGCGGUCAGCACCUAACGUGGAUUACCCCAUUGACGUAUCAAAGUACUAUAGCUGCUUUGAAGACUGUACAACACAAAGGACGUUAUUACAGAAAUAUAUUAGUCAAAGUAGAUACAAGCGAAAGUAAGUCUACCGCCGCAUGAGCCAGUCCAUGGAGUACGAUUAACUAAGGCGCGCUGGACGUCCUUGACCUUGACAAGGAUCGAUGAUCGGUUCGAUAUUCAAAGACCCUACUGCUGGAUGAUUUGGCUAGGGCUUAGUGACAUUUCACUGGCUCUACACCAUCUUGUUGAAUGCAUAUGAAUUUGCGAAUCUCUCACCAUUCUCGUUCCUUUCUCAAAGACAGUCAACGUCGUCCCAUGAUAUCUUCAUAUCCGCUGUUGUCCAUCGUGAAUUUGGCGAUUAGGUCUCGCAUCAGGAAAAUCCACGUUUAUUGAAUUUCCAAGUAGUCAGGUCUUGAUAGCGAAUGCUCGUAGUUUUUGAAGUAAAUUCCAUGAACUGAGAGUACUAGUGAGCGCAUUAAAGUUACCCAUCGUAGCGGAGACCUAAACUUGGUUAGUCCAUGACUUUCGUGUUACUUCAGAAUUAUCGAGACACAAAUCAGUCAGUCAGUCAAUCAGCUACAACUUAGGACCAGGCUCUUUCACGUUUCAAAUCAGCUAUGGCUUUUAGAACUUCAAUUAGAGUCGGGGGCCUGCUUCAGUAUUCCAUCAAAACUGUUUGGGAAUAGUGGGUAGUUGUAGAGUAGCUGAAGGGUCCCGCCCAUCGUUCCAGACGUCUGGGCUAAAAGCAGAUAAGUGUCAUCUUUUCCUGAGAUCGUCUCACUUACACUUGACUUGUUAGCAUCAGUUUCUUUUACUAGUCUGAAAAGCAUGUCUAGUGUUACCUACAGCAGCUGCCUUUUCUAUCGCUUUCGCUUUCGUCGCCCAUCUCUGCUCACUGUCGUUCUUGUUCUGCCCUCGUACAUAGUGCUAUGCCUACACCAGCCAGUCCACGAGAACUAGUCAUCAGGUCGCCAGAUAAACGGAGGGUGUGUUUUGUCGGCUCCCCGCCUUGGUGAGGUGCGGUCGAGUGAAUGAUCACACUAGGAUCUUGUAUGCGUAUUUCGGAGACACAGCAAACAUCAACGGUACGAGAUUCCAGGGUUUUAGCCAAGGAGGCCUGCUGGUCGAUUUGGCAUAGGGUGUGUAUGUUGAAGGCUCCAAUGUGUAGUGUUUCGCUCACUAGAAUCGUUGGCCAUGGUGACACUUGGGGAAGAAGCCAAAAAGGAAGUUUAUAGUUGAAAGUUGGGAUGGGAAGAAUAAUAGGAAUUGAAGAGGGAAAUUCAUUAUGAAUACAGUGGUCUUGAGUGCUGUUAGAGGUAUGAGAGCGGCUUUCACUUGCCGGUUGCCCACACCGAGGAAGUGUUCUUAUAGUGGUACCUGAAAAGGAAAUUGGGUUAGAGUUGGUCUUAUUGACCUGACAGCAUGAACACAGUGCCCAAGGGGCAACUGCUUGAGGCAAGUCACACACGACCUUUUGGGUAAUUUUCGUAUUAGCUCAGUUGAUACACUGGAUAAGAUUCAAGAAAGGAGAAACAAGAAGGCAGGAUUCCGUAAGGAUAGAUCGUGUACAGACCAAAUCUCAACUCUACGGAUCAUUGUGGAACAAUCAACUGAAUGGAAUUCAUCACUCUAAAUCAACUUCAUUGACUACGAAAAAGCAUUUGAUAGCGUGGACAGAACAACACUAUGGAAGCUUCUUCGACACUACGGCGUGCCUCAGAACAUAGUCAAUAUCAUACAGAAUUCCUACGAUGGAUUACACUGCAAAAUGGUGCAUGGAGGACAAUUGACAAAGUCGUUCGAAGUGAAGACCGGUGUCAGGCAAGGUUUCUUACUCUCACUCUUUCUCCUGGUGAUCGACUGGAUCAUGAAGACAUCAACAUCUGAAGGGAAACACGGGAUACAGUGGACUUCUAGGAUGCAGCUGGACGAUCUAGACUUCGCAGAUGAUCUGGGCCUUCUACCCCAAACGCAACAACAAAUGCAAGAGAAGACGACCUGUGCAGCAGCAGUAGGUCUCAAUAUACACAAAGGGAAGAGCAAGGUUCUCCGAUACAACACAGCAUGCACCAACCCAAUCACAAUUGACGGAGAAGAUUUGGAAGAUGUAAAAACCUUUACAUAUUUGGGCAGCAUCAUUAAUGAACAAGGUGGAUUUGAUGCAGAUGUGAAGGCGCGGAUCGGCAAAGCAAGAGCAGCAUAUUUACAACUGGAGAACAUCUGGAACUCAAAACAACUGUCAAUCAACACCAAGGUCAGGAUUUUCAAUACAAAUGUCAAGACAGUUCUAAUGUAUCGGGCGGAAACCUGGAGAACUACGAAAGCCAUCAUCCAGAAGAUACAGGUUUUUAUGAACAGUUGUCUACGCAAAAUACUUCGGAUCCGUUGGCCGGACACUAUUAGCAAUGACCAACUGUGGAAAAGAACGAACCAGAUCCCAGUGGAGGAAGAAGCGCUGGAAGUGGAUAGGACACACAUUGAGGAAAGAACCCAACUGCGUCACAAGACAAGCCGUCACAUGGAAUCCUCAAGGCCAAAGGAAAAGAGGAAGACCAAAGAACACAUUACGCCGGGAAAUGGAGAUAGACAUGAGAAAAAUGAACAAGAAUUGGAUGGAACUAGGAGAGAAGGCCCGGGACAGAGUGGGUUGCAGAAUGCUGGUCGGCGGACUAUGCUCCAUUAGGAGUAACAGGUGUAAGUUAGUAAGUAAGUCUGUACUUGUUGGAACCUUACCACAGGAGACGGAAAUCCGUGGGAUAAAGCGAGGUGUGUAUUUUUAGAAUCGACCUUUUCUAACUCCACCUCUCCUUGUGGGAAGGCAGCAUCGCUGUUAUGCUGGCCGUCUGAAGCAAGCACCUUGCUGCCGUCACACCCCAGUACAGCCAGCAGUACGACUUCAUCCUCAGACCUUGGGUUUACUGAUUUUAGUCUUGCCACCCUUCAACCUACCCGUCUGGCAUGGUGGGACCUUGAGGAACGAUGGUUCUGGCCAGUAUAGCGCGACUAGCUCAUCACGAUAGGCAAGCGCGACCACCACGUCAAGGUAGCAGCAGCGGUCAGGCUUUGUUCAUUCAAGUUAAUAAAAUUAUCAAUAACCAUACCAUUAGUAGUUAAACAUUAUUUAACAUACAAUUGUUCAUAUUUUGAUAAUGGGUAGGAAACGUCUUGUUCAGCAGAUCGAUGUACUGUGUGGGAAACGUUCACUAUUAUGAAAUCAUGUAUAAUUAUUAAGAAACAGAAAUAUAAAUAGAAUAAUAUCCUUACCAAGAAGUCGAUCAUCUCGGAUUAUAAAUUCAGCUUCAUGGACAGGAUGACUAGAUUUAAUUCUCCGAACAUCUGCUUCAUUUUCAGAUAUAUGAGGAGGAAUCAAUAGCUUGGCUUCCCAAUGCUCUCUAGUAUAUUCCCCAGAGGUUUGAGUGUAGAUGUCUAUCGAAGAUGGA
This is a messenger RNA of Schistosoma haematobium, 6514 nucleotides long. Its product is annotated as Laminin subunit gamma-1. NCBI's taxonomy places the organism in Eukaryota, Metazoa, Platyhelminthes, Trematoda, Strigeidida, Schistosomatidae. The record is from RefSeq and is a predicted model, not a curated record. The transcript has a single exon. The coding region runs from base 4843 to 5757 and encodes 304 amino acids.